Messenger RNA from Rhea pennata, 8830 nucleotides. It is a transcript of the gene TBC1D8B, whose product is annotated as TBC1 domain family member 8B. Bases 83 to 3463 code for a protein of 1126 amino acids. The record is from RefSeq and is a predicted model, not a curated record. Lineage: Eukaryota; Metazoa; Chordata; Aves; Rheiformes; Rheidae. The transcript is spliced from 21 exons.
CCUCGCUGCGUACGUGGGAGCGGGAGGCCGGGCGCCGCGGCGGGCAUGGGCGGCGGCGGCGGGGCGUGAGGCGGCCGCCGAGAUGUGGCUGAAGCCCGAGGAGGUGCUGCUGAAAAAUGCCCUUAAGCUGUGGGUGCUGGAGCGCUCCAACCAGUACUUCGUGCUGCAGAGGCGGCGGGGCUACGGCGAGGAGGGCGGAGGCGGGCUCGCAGGUCUUCUUGUGGGAACCCUAGAUGCAGUGUUGGAUUCUACAUCAAAAGUGGCCCCAUUUCGCAUCCUGCAUCAGACACCGGAUUCUCAAGUUUACUGGUCCAUUGCAUGUGGAACCAGCAGAGAAGAAAUAACAGAACACUGGGACUGGUUAGAACACAAUGUUAUGAAGACUUUAUCUGUAUUUGAUUCAAAUGAAGAUAUUACGAGCUUUGUCCAAGGAAAGAUAAGAGGUUUGAUUGCUGAAGAGGGGAAAGGUUCUUUUGUAAAAGAAGAAGAUCCUGAGAAGUUUCGUGAGGGUCUUAUGAAAUUUGAAAAGUGUUUUGGAUUACCUGAGCAAGAGAAGUUGGUUACUUAUUACUCGUGCAGUUACUGGAGGGGCAGAGUGCCUUGCCAAGGAUGGCUUUAUCUUAGUACCAACUUUCUUAGCUUUUACUCAUUUUUGUUGGGAGCAGAAAUAAAACUAAUUAUCUCCUGGGAUGAAAUAUCAAAACUUGAGAAGACUUCGAAUGUGAUCCUGACAGAGAGCAUUCAUGUGUGUUCCCGUGGGGAAGAUCACUACUUUUCCAUGUUUUUGCACAUUAAUGAAACGUUUCUUCUCAUGGAGCAGCUGGCAAGCUAUGCUGUUAGGAGGCUUUUUGACAAAGAGACAUUUGAAAAUGACCUAGUCCUUCAUGACCCUCUGCAGAUCACCAAGAGAGGCCUGGAGAGUCGUGCCCACAGUGAGCAGUUUAGUGCAUUCUUCAGGCUACCCAAAGAAGAGACUUUGAAGGAAGUUCAUGAGUGCUUCUUAUGGAUUCCUUUCAGUCAUUUCAACGCCCAUGGGAAAAUGUGCAUUUCAGAAAACUAUAUCUGCUUUGCUAGCCAGGAUGGCAGCUUGUGCAGUGUAAUCAUUCCGUUAAGAGAGGUUGUAGGAGUGGAUAAGGCAGAUCCAGCCAACAGGGGAGUCAGCAUUAGUACCAAAGGAAAAACAGCUUUUCGUUUCACUGAGGUUAGAGAUUUUGAACAGCUUGUGGCAAAACUCAGGAUCAAAUGUGGUGCAGCUUCAAGUCCACAGCACAUCAUAAAUACAGAGGUUGCAGCUUUUUCUGACUCUGACACUCCAAAGGAUUUUGAUGAAGGACACUCAAAAAUGGGUCAGAGGGAUAACAGCAAAACUGUCAGUACAGAAGCCCUGAUGACAGUCUACCAUCCUCAGGAUGCUGAGAAUCUAGACUCUAAAAUGUUGAAAGAAAAAAUGAAAGAGCAGUCCUGGAACAUCCUCUUUGUUGAACGUGGACAUGGUGUCAGUAUGUUUCGGACAAAAAAGACUCGAGAUCUUGUUGUAAGAGGGAUUCCAGAGACCUUAAGAGGAGAACUCUGGCUGCUCUUCUCAGGUGCUGUAAAUGAUAUGGCAUCCAACCCUGGUUAUUACACUGAGUUGGUGGAAAAGUCCUUAGGAACAUGCACUUUAGCUACUGAUGAAAUUGAACGAGAUUUGCGUCGCUCCUUACCAGAGCAUCCUGCUUUUCAAAGUGACACAGGAAUUUCUGCACUCAGGAGAGUCCUUACAGCUUAUGCAUACAGGAAUCCCCAAAUUGGAUAUUGUCAGGCAAUGAAUAUUUUGACAUCAGUACUUCUGCUGUAUGCCAAAGAGGAGGAAGCAUUCUGGCUGUUGGUUGUGGUCUGUGAAAGAAUGCUACCUGAUUAUUUCAAUCGUCGAAUUAUUGGUGCCUUGGUAGAUCAGGCAGUGUUUGAGGAGCUCAUCAGGGUUCAUCUGCCUCAGUUGACAGAUCACAUGUCGGACAUGACUUUUUUCUCCUCGGUCUCUCUCUCCUGGUUCCUUACCCUUUUUAUCAGUGUGCUGCCUAUUGAAAGUGCAGUCAAUGUGGUGGACUGUUUCUUCUAUGAUGGAAUAAAGGCAAUCUUGCAGCUCGGCCUCACAGUGCUGGACUACAAUAUUGAAAAGUUGCUGACAUGUAAGGAUGAUGCAGAAGCAGUGACUGUUCUCAACAGGUUUUUUGACAGUGUCACCAACAAAGACAGUCCCUUGCCUCCCACUGUGCAGCAGGGCUCCAACCUCAGCAAUACGAAGAGUGACCACCCAAAAGUGGACAUUACCGAUUUGAUCCGAGAGUCAAAUGAAAGAUAUGGCGAUAUUCGAUACGAGGAUGUUGAGAGCAUGCGCUGCAGGAACAGGCUUUAUGUUAUCCAGACACUAGAAGCUACAACUAAGCAGAAUGUGCUACGUGUUGUGUCCCAAGAUGUAAAAUUCAGUCCUAAUGACCUUGAAGAACUUUAUGAAUUAUUCAAGAAGGAGCACUUUCUUUCCUGUUAUUGGAAUGUAAAUAGUCCUGUCUUGCGACACCAUGAUGCCAGUCUGCCAUAUCUUGACCAGUAUCGGAUUGAUUGCCAACAAUUCAGGGUUCUCUGUAAUCUCCUGAGCCCGUGGUCACAUUGUGCAAACAGAGACUCACUUGCACUGUGGACAUUCAGACUUAUGGAUGAGAACUCUGAUUGCCUUAUAAACUUCAAACAAUUUGCCUGUGUUCUUGAUAUCAUGUAUAAUGGAAGUUUCACUGAGAAACUCAAGCUGCUUUUUAAGUUACACAUCCCUCCAGCUUUUACUGAAGUAGAAUCUCUAAGCCCUUCCAAAGGUGAUGAUCUUUCAAAAGAAGAACUGAUCCACUUCAGCCAGCUCAGUGUUGCCUCUGCUGCAGAUAGUCUUGAAAGUGAUGCUUUGAAGAGCAGCCCAGGAAAAGUAGGGAAGGGGAAGGUUGAUAUUCAAGCAUACCUGAAGCAGUGGCAAGAUGAACUUAUUAAAAAAGAAGAGAAUAUUAAGGAUCUGCCGAGGAUGAAUCAGUCACAGUUCAUCCAGUUCUCCAAAACCCUGUACAAUCUGUUCCAUGGGGACCCUGAGGAGGAGCUGUUAUAUCGGGCUAUAGCAGUAGUUACCAGCCUCCUUUUGAAAAUGGAAGAAGUUGGCAGAAGACUGCAGAGUCCAAUGUCACCAGUCAAAAGUCCAGCUGCUGUUAUGGAGUUGCCUGCUGAAGUCUCAAACAAAGGGCAGAAGGAAAGCAGCUCUGAGCAGGCUGAAGGCAGUAGAGCACAGACUUCGAGCGAGGACCACGGGUGGUCUUUUGCCUUUGAACAGAUUCUGGCAUCCUUACUAAAUGAGCCAGCCUUUGUGAGAUUUUUUGAGAAACCGCAUAAGAUAAAAGCUAAAAUAGAGAGUGCUAAAAUGUUACAACUAAAAGCAAGAAGCAGAGUAUAAUUUUCUUCACUUUUGCACUCUGGGGCAGAGUGUAAGUGCACUCUGCGCUUGCAAAAAGAUUUCUACUAUGGAAAUUGAGUGUGGAGUUUACAUAGGAAAUGGGAUUGGAAGAGUUAGCUUUAAAUAUCAGAUACCAGUAUGCUUUUAUGUAAAUAAAAAUAGUUUCAAGCACAAUCACUUUCUUGCAUUGUUCAUAAGUUUCAGUCCAAAAAGGACUGAAGAAUAAACUAUUUUUACCAUGUUACUAAAAUAUGCAACAUUGCUAGGAAAUACUAGGUGUGAUCUAUGAAUGGCACUUUGACAAACCUUUCUGAAUGACAGCUGUUAACACUGUAUGCUCUCCAGACUCAUUUCUGUUAUUGCAAUGAAUGUAACGAUUUCCAUCCACUUUUACUUAAAAUGAAUAGCGACAGCUAGGAGAUUGAUUUCCAGAUUAGUUUAAAUAGUUAUUUCUAAACCUGCAUGUGGACUAGUGACAAAGCAGAGUAAAGACUAUAAUUAGAGGCUUUGAAAUGGUGUCUGUAUUGGCUACAAGAGCAUAUGGUUAGAAAAGAAAGUUGCUGGGCUCUCAAUUCCCUUGCUCUGAUGUUGCUGAUGGGAGUGGACUGUUGCAGAUCCCAGCAGUCUUUCCUUACUGGCAGUUCAUGGACUGCAUCCUCCCAGCCCACAUCUCUCUCUCUUUUUUUUUUUUUUUUUCCCAACGUGGCCCUUAGCUAGUACCCUUUACAGCUAGUUUCUUACUUUUCUAGCUAGAUACGAGAUACUCUUUCCCAUUUACGUACCCAUCCUCUUAAAAUACAUGUGAAAGGGGUGAAAGUCACUUGGCAUGUGUAUGCCAAGACCGGUGUACAUAGUUGAAAUCAAGGGAAAGCAGUGACUAAAUCUUUCUUGCUGUCUCACUGCACAGUGAUUGUUAUUUGUCUUGCAAGAGGAGCCAUUGUUGGCUUCUCAGGAGCAUGAUAAAAAGUAUGAUUUUUGUUGUAUGGUUUUGUUAGUGUUUACAUAACAGAAGGAUAGAAUAGUUCAGAAUAGUUGCUCCUUUUUCUGCUCUUGAGUCCACACCUCAAUCUUGUAAUUAUUCCUUGUUUUCUAUAGCUCUCUGGAUCAUUGCUGCUGUUAUAUUUUUGUAUCUGCCUGGAUUAAUGGCAACAACAAAAUUUGGAAUCUGAAUUGGAAUUUUUAAUAUAUAUAAAAUGAUAUGGUGAAAAACCUGUGAAGGCAAGCUUGAGCGGUUUUAAUGCUGAUAAGCGUUGACCUUAGGUAGCUUGUGCUAGAAUGGGUUUUUAGAGAAAGAGGAAAGUGCUUGUAUUUUUAUAACAAAAAAAAAAAAAAAAAAAGGAAAAAAAGACAUCUCUCUGUUGACCUUAAAAUGGGUUAAAAAUGGGUUUCUAAAGACUAUAUGACAAUCUUUCUCUGUAAAACAGCAUUAUUUUUAUAAGUUGUAUUUUUUUUAAGAAGUGGAAUGGGGAUAGGGUUACUCAGUGUUGGAUGCCUUUUUUGCAAUACUAAAGUGAAUGAGGAAUAUAAUUAAAAUCCCACUUGUUUUAUAAGCAGUUGUUGAAAUGCCAUCAUUGCAAUGGGUACUAAAGUUCCAAUGCUGCUUCUAAAGAAGUUUUGAUCAAGAGUAGUGAAUGUAUGAAUUAUUUUCCACCCUCCUGCCCCAUGCUCUCAGGAAUUAAUGUAAAAUAAGGUUUUAUUGAACAAAGAGUAAUUUCAAAAACUAUAUCAUUAAUUUGAGAAAUGAGGCAGCUUUCUUCAGAAGCCUUCAUAAAGUAAUCACAUUUGAUAAGUCUGCUUUGUAUAUUUAUCCAUAAAAUACACAAAUUAUCCAUUCAGAUGUAUUUUUCUGAGGCAAAUUAGGGCACCACUGUAGUAGAUUUUGAAAACAGCGAGUAAAUACAGUUACAAUAUUAUUUUAAAAAUACAAAGCAGAUGAACUGAUGUUCUCAUCCAGGACUUAAUUAGAUAAGAUUUGCUCAGUGAGUAAUUCUUAUGCAAAGCAAUCAUGCUGAAAUUAAUGUAGUCCCUUGAAAAUAGAUGCAGCUACUCAUACAAAAUGCUUUUGUAGAAUCAUUGUGGAUACUUAAUUUCAAGAUGUACUCAAAGAUCUGUAGUAUUUACUAAGCAAUGCAUCAUAGAGACAUGAAAUCGGUGAAACUCAAUGACUUUUUUGGUGGAGAACCAGGAUGUUUGGAAAAACACAGUUUUAUGCAGGUUAAAAUAAAAAUAUAAAAGCUAUACUGAAGGAACUUGCGAAAUACAAAGCCUUGUGAUAUUACAUGGUUUGGUUAUGCAAAACUGAAUACUCUUUUAAAAACGUUAGUUUUCAUUAAUGUCAAUCCGAGAGACUGUAGAACCAUUACCAGUUAUAUAGCAGCUUUUGUCCAUAAAGCAGUUAAAUCUGUUUGUAAACAGAGAAUUACCAGCAUAUAUAUACUUUAAAAAAAAAAUACAUUUAAAGUAAAAUGCUUGGAUGUUUAGGGGAAUACUAAUGUUUAUUAGCUGCAUGGAUUUUCUAUUCAACUUCUUUAUAUCUUUUACCCUCAAAAUGUAAUAUCUAUUUAAAUCCUUCCCGUCACAUAUCUACAGGUUGAUCCACCAAGAUUAGUCAGAGUGGCCAUGUGUCCAGCCCCAGCAGGGCAGAGGUUGGAAGAAGGUUGCUUUCAGCAGACUGGCACGACUUGAGUGACUGCCUAAAUGGCAAGUUCUUGCUCCUUUGAGCUCAUGGAUUGUGGGAAGAUCUUGAUGUAGUAAAUCCAGGCUGGAGCCAAGGACUGUGACCUGCAGGUGUGUUUGCUGGGCUGCUGCCCUGGUUUGUCAUAACAUACUGAAGUUGAGGAACACUCUUACUUUGCAUGGGGCAGAAUAACUCCAAAACUAGUGUUAGCUCACUUUCCUACCCUUCCUGUGGUGCAGAUAGCCUGGCUAACAAAUACAUGCAGGCUCAGUUGGGAAGGAGGAGGCUAAAGCAAUAGAAGCUCUUUCCCUGUCUUCAGCCCCAAAGGGGGAUUCCUCGACUUUAUCACUCUUCUUUCUAGCCUUGCAGAGGCGGGGCAGAGCUCUCCAUGCCUUAUGGCUGUCUGAAGUUCUUGGUGAUGCAAAGAUGAACCCAGAUUCACAUCCUGUUGCAUGAGGACACUGGGUGAGCACAUGUCUCUUGCAAGAGGUCAGCUGCCGCAUGUAGCUUGGUAGCUACUGCAUUAAGCAGAAGUGCCAGGAAGAGUUUGGGCAGCUGCAGGAUGUCUAACUCAGAGUUACUCAGCUCCUUCUUAAGGAGGGACUUUCCACUGAUAUUGUAACUUGAAGAUUUUAGAAGUGUUUUGGGAAUUUGAGAGGGCUCAUUCCUCAAUAGGAAGCAGUGUGCUUAAAUGAGUAUUGAUGUAUCAUUUCACAUAUUUAUGUUACUUCUUUCUGUAACAAAAAAAAAGCUGGUUUGAAGUGUAGGAGGGCAUGCUGAAUGGAGUGAGGAAGUUGGGAGGAAUUUUUUGACAAAAGAAUUUCUUCUGCAAACCAAAAAAUAGAGGACAAAGUUUUCAUAAAGUUAUUUGGCUUUUUUGCAGAGGGUUCAGUCAUAGGAAAUAAAUAAAUGUAUAUCAUCAGUACAAAACCAACAGUUACAGCUAGGGUACAGAUUGCUGACAGUAGUGGUAUGCUGUUUAUACAGUUUUCAAAUUGAACUACCCGCUGCAGUGGUGCCAGUGUGACUGGGCAGCUAUGCCAUGGCUGUGUUGUCCUCCAAAAUUUCAUGUGGCUGUUGGUGUAAACUAUACAGUCUUCUCUUAUGACUGGGCCAUUAUUAUUGUUAUAUAUGCACAUAAAAUGUGUUUUUUUUCAACCCAAUUAUUAGCCCAUGGGAAUGGCCAGCAGAGCUGGUAAACAUGUUCCCUCAUGCUUGCAAUCCAGAAAGCGCUGCUCAGAGGGACUGUCAGUGUUCCCCAUGCUCUGCUGGAUGGUGGCAGCACUGACCGUCAUCAGGAGCUGGCUGCUGACUCCCUUUCUCUGACCCGUUCAGGGGUGUCUCUAUGGGGUCAUGCCAAAGGGCCUGAACACGCAACGUGAGGGAAUAGCUCAAAUGACAACGAAAAAACAAGCCCUUUCCACCAUGGAGAGAGCACUUUCAAUCAGAAGCAUUUCCUGGGCCUUGGAAAUGAUGUCUGCCGUGUGGUUCAGCAAAAGCACUGUUUCGAUCUGUUCCUAAGACAAGCCACUUGCUCAUCGCUCUAAUGGCUGCAUAAAAACGUACAAAAUUUUUUAGAGGGGUUUGCUAUGUGUUGAUUCAAUUAAAAGUUUCUCCUCCAGUUGUACUAUACAAAAUUCUUGUGUAUGAUUGCAGUUUUUAUCUGGAUUAAAACAAAAUGAAAUAUUCCAAUUUAUUUCCAGAAAAAUCAGAUAUUUUGUCUUUUUUUGCUGGUGUUGUCACUUUACCAAGAAGACAACACAUUUGUGUUGGCAGAUUGGCUUUUAAAUACAAAGUAUUGUAUGCAGUUAAAUACUUUAAAAUAAAUGAGGUGUUAAAUAAUUUUUUUUUCACUUAAGAAAAAAAAUCCAAUUGAGGCACUAUUCUUUAUGAUGGGAUUUUUCAAAAAUCCUUUCAAAAGUAUUGGUCAUAUUAAAGCCACUUUUAGUCAGUCCUUUCCAAAGCAAGGUCCAAGCCAUUUAAAAACAUUCCAGGACUUCAAUCUCCCCCAAAGCGGAGGGGAAAUGAAAUAAAAGAGGAGACCCAGAUUUUGAUGCAUGGGACUAACUCAGCCUUGCAUACAACCUGAUUCAGGUGUUGGAAUGGCAGGUAAACUAGCCCAGGAAAAAUAGCAUAACUCAAUCUGUUUUUUGUAACCCAAGUUAAAACAUUUGUAGUGUGCAGAUACUACCUCUGAUGCCUUGUUCUUCCUAAUCUGAGAGUUCCCCCUGUUGUUUCUGGUGCUGGCUAUGGAAAUCCCAGUCUCACUCGUGAGCCUCCCCCCCAUCCUGUCCUCUCUUUCUUCCUAUGCAUUUAUGUGAGAUGACUGCUGCUUUUGUACCUCCUAGAGAGCCAGGAGCAGAUUCUGAUCCCCAGACUGACUCACACAGCCUAGCAAAAAGCACUACAGAGCGUGUUAGAGUUCUUAUAAGUAUGCUUUUAUUUUUAUUUAUUUUAUUUUAUUUUUUUUGAAAAUACUAUGUACAAUCUGUUUAAAGCUUGUCAAAAUGCACAGGCUCCCAUCCAAUGGAGCUAUGCAGGAACAUAGAUUCAAGACAAUAAAAUCUUAACUGUUCAUCUUCAUAAGACACUUCCUUUUUCCCAUUACAAAAUACUUUUAAGAAUAGUAACAUUUAUAAAUGUAUCUAUAUUUGACUUCAUAUAAAAUAAACCAAGAUUCAUAGACAAUU